AUGGGCUUACUGACUGCAAGUCGGCUUGCAGUAAAAGCUGCCAGAUGCUGCCUGGUCCCAGUUUCAACAUCAAAAUCAUGGCUUUCCACCAAAACCAGUCCCCUUGGGAACAAGAACCUUUAUUUCAUGGGUCCCCCUGGAGCAGGAAAGACAACAGUUGCAAAGAUAGUGGCUCAUAAACUGGGACUGCCCGUCAUCGAUGUUGAUGACGACGUCUUGGAGACGACGUGGAAGAUGCCAGUGGCUGCCAAACUUGCAUCAGUGGGUGGAGAGUCCUUCUUGGAGGAAGAAGGUCAGGCUUUGUGUAACUUCUCAGCGUCUGGGUGUGUUGUUUCUCUGACAGGUUCCAACCCUCUUCACGCUGAGGCCAUGCGGCACGUGACCCAGAGCGGGCUCGUCAUUUACCUGGAUGUGGACAGUGAGGACAUCAUUCAGAGGCUCAACAGGAUGAAGGUGAACAGGAUAGUAGGCCAAGAGGCAGGUGUUUCCAUGAGAGACAUUUUAUUGUACAGGAAACAGUUUUAUGAGAAAUGGCUCGACAUGCGGGUGUUUUGUGGAACAGGAGACACUGUGGAGGACGUGGUGGAGAAGGUGCUACUAACUCUGGAGAGGUAUCAAAAACACGAUGAGGAGACUUUGUCUACUAGGUGUGACCGAGCAAAGUUGUCCAAUCAGAAAACAUACUUCAGUGAUGUGGUUGUGGAGGGUUUGGCUACAGAUGGAGGUCUCUAUGUUCCUCAGAAUGGCUUUCCAAGAAUUGCCAAAAACGAGUGGCUUCGACUAGUUUCCAUGUCAUAUCCAGAGAGAGCGUUAAUUUUACUAGAAAAGUGCAUCCACCCAUUGGAUGUCUCUGCUUCGGAUCUCAGAACAAUGAUAUUUAAAGCGUAUGGCUCCAACUUUUCCAGUGAGAGAGUUGCACCGGUGGAACAUCUCAUCCACAACGUGUUUGUUCAGGAACUUUUUCAUGGCCCCACCGCCUCAUUCAAAGACCUUGCCUUACAGCUGAUGCCUCAGCUGUUUGCUCACUGCCUUCCUUCAAUGUGCAACUUCCUCGUCCUUGUUGCCACAUCAGGGGACACUGGCAGUGCUGUGCUCAGUGGCUUCAGUCAGCUGAGUGGCGCCGACAGAAACCGGACUGGAUUGUUGGUGUUUUUUCCAGAAGAAGGCGUGAGUGGGAUCCAGAAGCUUCACAUGACGAGCUACAGGGAAGGCAAUGCCAGGGCAGUCGGUGUCCUUUCAGACUUUGAUUUCUGUCAGAAGGCCAUAAAAAGGAUGUUUGGAGAGUCGGAGCUGACUGGGCAUUUUGCUGUUGAGUAUGGCACUGUCCUCAGCACCGCCAACUCCAUCAACUGGGCCCGGCUGUUGCCACAGGUUGUCUAUCAUUCUUCCGCCUAUCUGGAUCUGUGCAGAGACGGCAUCACUGAGUUUGGAGACCCCAUCGACGUUUGCAUCCCUACUGGUAACUUUGGCAAUGCCAUGUCGGCUUUGUACGCCAAGCAAAUGGGUGUCCCCAUAAGAAAAGUCAUCUGCGCAUCCAACCACAACCGGAUCAUAACCAACUUUAUUACCACGGGUGAGUACGAUCUGCGUGGACGGCCUCUGCUGCCUUCCCUCUCCCCAGCAAUAGAUAUCAUCAAGCCCUCAAACCUUGAGAGGUUUAUUUACCACCUCUCAGACGGAAGCAGCCGACUUGUCAACAACUUGUUCACAUGCUUAGACACACACAAGCACUUUCAGCUUCCUAAGCAUCUCCUUGGCAGGAUGCAACAGGAAGUGCAGGCUGGCUGGUGCUCUGAGGACAACUGCUUGGCCGCGAUCCACGACGUUCACACGCAGACGGGCUACCUCAUGGACACACACACCGCUGUGGCAAAAGUCGUAGCUGAUCAGCUGCAGGAUGGCUCAUGUCCCGUGGUGCUUUGCUCCACGGCUCACCAUGCCAAGUUUGCCCCUGCAGUGUUUAAAGCCUUAAAAACCCAAGAUGUUCCCCAGGAUCCCACGGAGCAGCUGGAGAAGCUGGAAAUGACUGCAUCCAGACCAGAAGGACACAAAGAGACACUGAGGUGCCUGAGGGAGAGAGGCAGGACCGGACACACAGUUUGUCCAUCAGAUUACAGACUGCUGGUGGACGAGGUGGAGCGCAUGAUGCAGGACUCGUUUUUGAAAAAUGCAUAG
This is a messenger RNA of Nematolebias whitei (Rio pearlfish), 2175 nucleotides long. RefSeq names its product threonine synthase-like 1. The record is from RefSeq and is a predicted model, not a curated record. Gene Ontology annotation, cellular component: cytoplasm. Gene Ontology annotation, biological process: amino acid metabolic process. Gene Ontology annotation, molecular function: pyridoxal phosphate binding. Lineage: Eukaryota; Metazoa; Chordata; Actinopteri; Cyprinodontiformes; Rivulidae.